Molecule: messenger RNA, 846 nt
Organism: Funneliformis mosseae
Lineage: Eukaryota; Fungi; Glomeromycota; Glomeromycetes; Glomerales; Glomeraceae
Source: the annotation of a GenBank genome assembly
AUGGUUGUAGUUAUAUCAAUAGGAAUGGUGUUGGUUGAAUUUCCUGUAUUAUUAGGCGUCAUCUGGAUCGAUGAUUUUAAAAAUAAAGUUCCAUGGGGAUUUUGCCUUUUUCAAGGAGUAGCUAUCCAAUAUGGUGCAUUUUUACAAAUGUCGGGAGGGUUGUGCUUUGCAUAUCAGACAUAUCGAUUACUCGUUCUUAACAGGCAAGGAAUAACCGAAACGUUAAAAAAAGUUUAUAUUGCCCUGGUAAUUCUAUAUCCUCUUAUACCGACGGCAAUUUUAAUUUAUAUUGCCAUGAAAUAUGAUGCCAUUAAACCUUUGACUCUCAAUUGCGAUAUCGUAGAUCCCGUAUGGGUUAGGCUUUUUGGGUAUUCUGGAUCCAAUUUCAUAUUAUCCUUUGUCGGUGUAUACUACAGUGGACGAGCAGCGGUAGCAGUAUUUAGACAUUUGGAUCGAUUUAAAACUUCGAUCUCUUCAUCAAGAGGUCAUAUCCAAUCGGCUCAAACGUCUGAAAGCGGCCAAGAAGAGUUAACGAUAUCCACAGAUCUAGAGGAAAAUACGAAUUCAGUUGUAACAUCAAAUACCGUUCAAACAUCAGAUUUAACAAAGCAAAUUAAAGUAUACAACUUGACAAAAGCCGCCGCGAUACUCAUUAAAGGAGGUAAAACCAUUGAAAAAGGUUUAUCGGGUCAUGAUUGGGUUGGUGCUUUACAGGGGUCCAUAAUUUUCUUGAUUUUUGGUAUACCACAAAAUGCAAUGAAAAUUUCCAUUUGGCAAUUUGGCAACACAACUUUAUAUGAUCGUGGAGUUUAUGUUAGAGAUUGGGGUGAGAAAAUCAUGGGCUGA